Messenger RNA from Salarias fasciatus (jewelled blenny), 2844 nucleotides. RefSeq names its product bicaudal D homolog 1a (gene bicd1a). NCBI's taxonomy places the organism in Eukaryota, Metazoa, Chordata, Actinopteri, Blenniiformes, Blenniidae. Bases 27 to 2828 code for a protein of 933 amino acids. The record is from RefSeq and is a predicted model, not a curated record. Gene Ontology annotation, molecular function: dynein complex binding; cytoskeletal adaptor activity; dynein intermediate chain binding. Gene Ontology annotation, cellular component: cytosol; Golgi apparatus. Gene Ontology annotation, biological process: protein localization to organelle; positive regulation of receptor-mediated endocytosis; regulation of microtubule cytoskeleton organization. The transcript has 10 exons.
AACACAGACCCAGCCAGAGAGGGGCGAUGGCCGCCGGCAGAGGAUGCGGAGAAUCGGCGGAUGAGUGCCGGGCCGAGGUGGAGCGGCUGACGCUGGAGCUGGCCGAGGCGAACCGGGAGAAGAUCCGGGCUGCGGAGUGCGGGCUGGUGGUCCUGGAGGAGAACCAGGCGCUGAAGCUCAAGUAUGUGGAGCUGGAGACCGAGCAGGAGACCCUCCGGAAGGAGCUGGAGCAGCUACAGGAGGCGUUCGGCCAGGCCUACACCAACCAGCGUAAGGUGGCGGAGGACGGGGAGACCAAUGAGGAGACGCUGCUGCAGGAGUCGGCCUCCAAGGAGGCCUACUACAUGGGCCGGCUGCUGGAGCUGCAGACCGAGGUGACGCUGAGCCGCUCGGUGGCGUCCAACGCCCAGGCAGAGAAUGAGAGGCUCAACGCUCUGGUGCAGGAGCUUCGAGAGAGUAACGAGAUGCUGGAGCUGCAGCGGAGCAGGAUGAGGGAGGAAAUAAAAGAGUACAAGUUCAGAGAGACCAGGCUGCUUCAGGACUACACUGAGCUGGAGGAGGAGAACAUCACCCUGCAGAAGCUGGUGUCGACGCUGAAGCAGAGCCAGGUGGAGUACGAAGGCCUGAAGCAUGAAAUCAAGGUGCUGGAGGAGGAGACCGUCCUUCUCAACAGUCAGCUGGAAGACGCGCUACGCCUGAAGGAAAUCUCCGAGAGCCAGCUGGAGGAGGCCCUGGACGCCCUGAAGACCGAGCGCGAGCAGAAGAACAACCUGCGGAAGGAGCUGGCGCACCACAUCAGCCUGAGCGACAGCGUGUACGGCGCGGGGGCCCACCUGGCGCUCACCGUCACCGGCGUCGAGGGCCUCAAGUUCCCCGAGGAGACCAACGGGACCAACGGCAGCGCCGCCGUCCCCGCCGCCAACGGCAACAACGAGGACAGCAACCGGUGCAACGGCCACCUCCACUCGGGCACAGGGCUGGCCAAGAUGAACGGGGACUACCGGCCGGGCCGGAAAGGGGAGGGCCUGCACCCCGUGCCCGACCUGUUCAGUGAGCUCAACCUGUCGGAGAUGCAGAAGCUCAAACAGCAGCUGCUGCAGGUGGAACGUGAGAAGGCGACGCUGCUCAUGAACCUGCAGGAAUCACAGACUCAGUUACAGCACACGCAAGGCGCGCUGAGCGAGCAGAGCGAGCGGGUCCACCGCCUCACGGAGCGCGUCAACACCAUGAAGCAGCUCAACGGAGACAAAGAGCUGGACGACCCGCAGGAGACCGAGAAGCCCGACGGGGGCUCCUUCUCACCGCCGGCCAACGGCCGCCGCGACCCGGACAUCCACGGGUUCGAGAUCCUGGAGUGCAAGUACAAGGUGGCGGUGACGGAGGUGAUCGACCUGAAGGCGGAGCUCAAGGCGCUGAAGGAGAAGUACAACCAGGCGGUGGAGGGGCAGGGGGACGGCCACAACGACGACAGGGUGCAAGCGCUGAGCGAGCAGCAGGUGACACAUCUGGAGCGGAGCUAUCGUGAGAGCCGAGAGCGGGUGGCGAGCCUGGAGGCGGAGCUGCGGGCGUCCACCAGCACGGCCACGGAGAGCCAGGGCAUGCUGAACGCGGCGCAGGACGAGCUGGUGACCUUCAGCGAGGAGCUGGCUCAGCUCUACCACCACGUCUGUCUGUGCAACAACGAGACGCCCAACCGCGUCAUGCUGGACUACUACCGCCAGAGCCGCAUCACGCGCAGCGGCAGCCUCAAGGGCGGCGACGACCCGCGCGCCCUGCUCUCGCCCCGCCUGGCGCGCCGCCUGGCCGCCGCGUCCGCGGCCUGCUCCUCCGAUUCCCCCCGGAGUCCCAUGGACUCCCCAUCCAAAGACGCCCACCACGGCGAGGCAGCCAGCAACUCAGCGGACCCUCCAUCCUGCCACAGCAGCCCCACCCGCAACCACACGGGCUCCCCGGCCGCCGGCGCGUCGCCCUGCCCGUCUCCGGUGCCGUCGGACGCAGGCGGAGACCUGCGGAAGGAGCCGAUGAACAUCUACAACCUGAACGCCAUCAUCAGAGACCAGAUCAAGCACCUCCAGAGGGCCGUGGACCGCUCGCUGCAGCUGUCCCGGCAGCGCGCCGCGGCCAGGGAGCUGGCGCCGAUGCUCGACAAGGACAAGGAGUCCUGCAUGGAGGAGAUUCUCAAGCUCAAGUCCCUGCUCAGCACCAAGAGGGAGCAGAUAGCCACGCUCCGACUGGUGCUCAAGGCCAACAAACAGACAGCAGAAGGUGCGCUGGCUAACUUGAAGAGCAAGUACGAGAACGAGAAGGCGAUGGUGACGGACACCAUGAUGAAGCUGAGGAACGAGCUGAAGGCGCUGAAGGAAGACGCCGCCACGUUCUCGUCCCUGCGGGCCAUGUUCGCAACGCGGUGCGACGAGUACGUCACCCAGCUGGAUGAGAUGCAGCGGCAGCUCGCCGCCGCCGAGGACGAGAAGAAGACGCUGAACUCCCUCCUGCGGAUGGCCAUCCAGCAGAAGCUGGCCUUGACCCAGCGCCUGGAGGACCUGGAGUUUGACCACGAGCAGACUCACCGCGGACGCGGCGCUAAAGUACCCAAGAUCAAAAGCAGCCCGCCCAAAUUUCUUGUAGAUUGUCAGCAGCCUGCUGCCUCAGUACCGUCACUCUCCCCACAACUGAGGCGAGGGAGAGCCUCCCUAGCCCGCAGUCCUAAGUUUGCGGCGGCCCUCCAGGAGCAGCGAUCAGUCCUGUCCAGCAGCAGUGGCCUUCUGUCCCCCUGCGACCCUCGUAACUGCCUGGCCCACCACCAGCCCUGCUCCCCCGACACCUAGCCCCCCCGAUGGCCUG